GAGAGAGAGAGAGAGAGAGAGAGAGAGAGAGCAAACACAAGGAUAGCAGGCUUGACAUAUACAUAUUCGCAGUGAACAAACACAAAUCCUAAUGCCAGAGAGACGAAGCAACUGAGAGAAGAAGGUCAUCUCUAGAACAUUGAAAGAACGUCCUGUUUCUUGUUUGUCCUUGGUGAAUCGUCUCUGUAUAUAUUGUCACUUCACAGGUGGGUCGGACGUGAAGACCAAAACUCUCAGUGGAAGGCUGGAAAUGGGAAUUCAGGAGGUUCUGCUUUGAACUGACGGACAUACAUUUUGAUGCCAUAUCACUAAAAGUUGACAGGAGAUUGUAGCAUUCCUGAGGGUCACAAUGGAGAAACUCUCGGAGAAAGAGAAGGAGCUGAUCCGGGACAGUUGGGAGAGCCUGGGAAAGAACAAGGUGCCACAUGGAAUUGUACUGUUUACUAGGCUUUUUGAAUUGGACCCAGCACUGCUUGAUCUUUUUAGCUACAGCACAAACUGUGGUGUUCUACCUGAAUGCCUCUCUAGCCCAGAGUUCCUCGAGCAUGUCACCAAGGUAAUGUUGGUGAUUGAUGCUGCUGUGAGCCAUCUUGAUGAUCUAAAUACUUUGGAGGACUUCCUAUUGAACCUGGGAAGGAAACAUCAGGCAGUUGGAGUUAAGACCCAGUCUUUCACUUUGGUCGGAGAGUCUCUCCUCUAUAUGCUACAGUCCAGCCUUGGUCCAGCAUACACAGCACCUCUGCGCCAGGCCUGGCUCAAUAUGUAUGGCUUCGUGGUGUCCACCAUGACCAGAGGCUGGGCCAAAAAUGGAGAACACAAGUCCAACUGAGAAGAAGGUAGAUGUAAGAUUCACACUGAAGAUACGCUGAAACACCAUAUGUAAUAAAUGAUUGCUAUGGAGGUUGACCAGAUGUACAGUUACUUCACAAAAGUCUUUUGAAAGAGCUUGAUGGUUGAAGGGAACAUCUGUUCGGUCAAGUUGCGUUUGGCUACACGAACAGUCCUAGUUUUGAUAGCUUGUUCUAACUGUAGUGUGAGAAUGUAUGAGGUGUCAGAGAUAACAACGCCUAUGAGGUUGAUGGGUAAAAAUCCAGGACAUUGAUAGUUUAUGGUUGAAAUUGUAAAAGCUAAAUAGGCUUUGUACAUAUAGUCAUGACUAAAUGUAUUUCCUCAAACUAUCUUAAAUGACUGUCUAGAUGUAUUGAUGUUUCAUGUGAGCGUGCUCAACGCAGAAGUUUGACUAUGCACAGGAGUUUGGUCAUCUUAAAAAAUUUGAAAGAUGAUUUUUUUCUGACACACCUCUUGGAAUGAAGAUAAGACCUUUACAAUUGCUACAACAUUUUGAUCCUAAAUAAAGCUGGUUUGACUUCCCAAACAUACCUGUGCACUGUCAGGUUGAGGUUAGUGAUGUUAAAUAAAUUACCUGAACAUGGUUUAAAUGCUAUGUAUAUAUAUUAAAAGACCGCUUAAGAUUGUUGUCUUUUUUGAAAGACAAAUAAAAAAUUUGUAGCCAUAAUAAGUUACGGUUUUAUGUAAUCAUAAAGUGUAGGUUAACACAACCAUUGUAGUUUUCUGGCGAUGAGAGUUAAUGACGAGAACUGUUACAUCCAAAAUAGCUUUUGGAUUUUUUCGACUGUUAAUUUGUCAAUCUGUGCCAUCAAGUUUACAUUUCCAUUGUAUGGGACUCAUACAGCAUACUCAAAUGCUUACCAACAGACUUGUAUAGACUGUUAAAUGCUCUUAAAUGUGUGGACUUAAUGUGACUGUUACAGUAUAUCAUUUUAGUUGGAUGAAUUAUUAACUUUAGAGUUGUAAAUAAUACAUUUACGCCAAAUGGACAUGAGCUAAGGAUAAUGAUUAUUUUAUUUAAACCUCUUUGCGGUUUUGUUAGCAAUCAUUGUGAAUAAUACAGUUUUUUGGAGCUCAGAUGCAAAAGACACUAAACCCCAUCUCCGUAAAAAAAGUAUAUUUUGAUAUCCCGGCACGUAUUAUAUGUUUAUAAAAUACAUUCCCUUUAAAGGUGCAGUGUGUAAAUUUUAGCAGCAUCUAGUGAUGAGGCCGCGAAUUGCAACAAAUGGCUCAGUCCACUGCUCACCCCUCGCUUUUGAAAUGCAUAGAAAAGUAACGGUAGCCGCCACUGGAAAAACAUGUCAUCGUCGGAGACAACUUCGUAAAAAAGAUUUGUUCGAUAAAGCUCACGUAACACACGCUGUUUCUGCAUUUCUGAUGUUAAUCAAGAGUACAUAUAGAGUAGUAUGACAUCCUUUAUAUCUCCGAAGAGUCUUUAGUUUAAUCAGAUUUAUAAAAGAAAGAUUAGCUUUACCGAAUCUUUCUGAUAACGUAUGAAAAAAUGAAGAAGGAGGAGUUACUACCGCGGGUGGAGCGAGUACGAGUCAUGCAACACUAUACAGCUCUUAUAACUUAUGGUUUACUACAUGUUACGUGUCAUUUAUAUAAUAUGCACGCGCCUAUUUCCAACAUAAGGCAAAAGUCUUACUUACUGCAUGCAACUUGUGACCCGGUUGGGAAAGUCCAGCGCAUCAAACACACACGAAAAACUCUGCUGCUACCCUGGAUAAUAAACUAUAUCCAUUGUUUUCAUAAGGCUGGAUUUCUUCUCCUUACAUCCAAAAACACACUUCAUCUUUCGUGCCAUUGUUGAGUUUUGAAAUUAAACAAAGCUGAGUGGCGUGAUAUGAUGUUUGCAAGCUCUAGCGACUCCUGCUGAUUGACGGGUGGGCGGGGUUUUCCGGGGGAAGUGCCCAUAUAAAGAAGUGAUACGUAUAGAAAACCCCUGAAAUGUCAGUUGGACCUGUAAUCGAAAAAAACGUUCCGAAGCUUGUACGAACCCUGGCGAAGUGCAUUCGGCACAGAAAUACUCUGUAACACGCCCAAAUGCUUUUUUGCCACUUUGCCUACGUUUAGCAUGAGGAAACAACUCUAUAACUCUGUUAAUAAGUCAGAAUGCUUGAAAUACCAUUGAACCCACCCUCUAAGAGCUUCUGUAAAAAACAUGGCGGCACAAAAUGGCGACUUCCAAGUAAAGGGACCCUCUGUGUAUGUAGAUAAAAACAUCUUGUUGUAAGGUAAUAAAAACAUAAUGGGUUAUUAUGAAAGGUCUUUAUACACCCCUAAUAAUAUAGUUUAGUAUAUUAUUUUGCAUUUCUGUCAAGAGAUCCUUCUAAAAAUUACACACUGCACCUUUAAAUCGUUCAGAAAUACCAGUUUGUAAGCAGAAUCUGCUAGAAUCAGAUUUUUUAACAAAGUCCUCUAACUGCAUGAAUUGGAUAAAUGACAAGUGUCGCAAAACUACCAUGGAUUACAUUCAAACUUGUAUCCGUUGUGAGUACUUGGACCUGAAUACAACCCGAAUGUGACAGUGACAUGAAUCACAGCGGCCCCCAAUGCGUGGUUCUUUUUUCAUUUUUACAUUCUGACUUCAUCAUUAGCAAUGUUUUUAGUUGCAUCUUUAGUGAUUUUGCAACUGUUUACUAUGUCUUGUCCAAAGAAGUGGAAGUUUUUACCAAAAAAGUUGCAUGCACUUAGAGUUAACUAUCAAUGUUAAAAUGACCUACACAUUAGAGCCUGAUAAAAAUGACACACUUAGGGGGUUUUGCAUCUGAACUCCUCAUUUUUAAAAAACAAAAAAUAGUAUUAGUUGGCUUAUUAUUAUAACUAUGUCAGAACAGACUCUUAUUGUAUUACGUACAGAGUUACAUUUGUCGUUAUUAUGAGCUAUAGAAAAAUGUUACAAAGCGAUGAUAACCGUUUUGCUGCUAUCAUAUAUUAUUUCAGUAUCUUUGUAGAAAUAUGGUUUUCUUUGUACAAGAGAUAUUUCUACAUUUAAAUGGUUCUGUUCUGGCCACGUAU
Molecule: messenger RNA, 3870 nt
Organism: Misgurnus anguillicaudatus (oriental weatherfish)
Lineage: Eukaryota; Metazoa; Chordata; Actinopteri; Cypriniformes; Cobitidae
Product: neuroglobin
Molecular function (GO): heme binding; oxygen binding
Source: RefSeq, a predicted model, not a curated record